Thunnus maccoyii (southern bluefin tuna) is the source of this 1695-nucleotide messenger RNA. RefSeq lists its product as uncharacterized. Gene Ontology annotation, molecular function: lipid binding. The record is from RefSeq and is a predicted model, not a curated record. Gene Ontology annotation, cellular component: extracellular region; membrane. NCBI's taxonomy places the organism in Eukaryota, Metazoa, Chordata, Actinopteri, Scombriformes, Scombridae. Bases 45 to 1610 code for a protein of 521 amino acids. Gene Ontology annotation, biological process: lipid transport; lipoprotein metabolic process. The transcript has 3 exons.
AGGCCUUGUGCCAGUACACCAAAGACACCUUCAGUUGUGUUAACAUGCUAAAAGAAUUCAGUGAGAGCCUCCCUGAAUGGAAAGAUGCAAGGGAGAAAGAGUUACAAAGGAUCAGGGACAUUAAAGACAGAGCUGAUGAAAUUGACCUGAGCAUCGGCCAUGUUAAACAGUCAGAGAACAAAGGCAAGGCUUUUGUGAAAUAUAUGAAGAGCAAGGUGACCUUCGUGACUGCAUACAGCAGGCGUAAAGAGUUGGAGAAGGAGCUUGCUGCUGUGUUGAAGGUCACUCUGAGAGGCCUGGAGAAGCUCAACUGCUUCCUGGAUGCAGUGGAGAGGUUGGCGGUCACCUCGCUGCAUGUGUUUGAGGAGGAGAACUGGGUGUUACAUCUGCCCCAAGACAUCAGCUCUGACACUGUUCGGGAUGUCAUCACUGCUGCUUGGCUGGUCUGCCCGCUCAUCCUUGCCUUUAAAAGAGAUGCGAAGGCCUUCUUCCUUCCCAAACUUCAGAAUGUGGAAGAGCUGGCAAAUCAGUUGGACAAAUACAUCCAGACCACCCAGAAGAUCUGCGACAAGUUAGAGGAAAGCUCUUUCAGUGCGUUUUGCCUGAGGAUGAAUAUGGAAACUGUGGUAGAUCUUGAUGUGGAUUUGUCUGAAGAUGACAUACAAAGGAUGCUUUGUCACAUCAAUCAGCUUAAUGAAAUCAGGAUGGACCAACACUUCCGGAUGGUGUUCUUGUUCAAGGAGGAAUCAUGUCGUGGCUUCAUCAUGUCGCGGUUUCUAAAUGACCUGGAGGAGAGUGCUGUUCAGCUAGACAGGAUGAAUAAGGGGGCAAAGAUCUCCAGUGUUGCAGGAAGCUCGGUUGGCGCGAUUGGUGGUGUCCUUUCCAUCAUUGGUUUGGCUUUAAUUCCUGUAACUGCUGAAGUGUCUCUUGCUCUGACAAUGACUGGGGUGGGGCUGGGAAUUACCAGCGGAGUUAACAGCAUUGUCACCACAGCCACAGAGAUUGGAGUCAAGCGCACAUAUAAAAAAAAAGCCAGUGAAGCCUUCAAGAGCAUCAUGAAGGAUGUGAAGAGUCUCCAGAAUUGUCUGGAUGAGGUCACCAACAGGAAAGCAAGUCAGAUAGAUGUGGCUGUGGGAGUAAGCAAGGGUCUUACUAAAGAUGGUGUUUUUAGAAAAAGCAUAGAGUCAUUUGUUGAUUUUGCCCCUGCUGGUAAGAUGUUGAAAAGUGAGGACCUGAUUGCAAGUGCUGGUAAGGUGGUGGCCCACAAACGUAAAGUGUUACAUGACAUGUCCAGAGUGGCAUCAGAUGUCCCAGAUGCCGGUCAGGCAGCAGUCACAGGGCCCCUUGCUCUCACCAAGUCAGCCAGGGCUGGUCUCAUCGGGCUCAAUGCUCUUUUCAUUGGCAAGGACAUCUUCACCAUCUAUAAAGACAGCAUCAGUCUGGCCAAAGGCAGUGAGACUGAAGUCUCACAGCUCAUCAGAGCCAGAGCUGCACUUUGGAGCUCAGAGAUGGACUCAUGGAAGAAGAUCCGUGAUUCUUUGCAUCAGGGUCUGCUGACAUCAGAGGAAAAACGAGCUAUCCUGGAGACACAGUUUUAUCCACAGAGGUAGAUAAGAGAAACAAUGAAAUUCCCAUCUGAUCAAGUGGGUGAAAAACAAAUGAAAAACAGUUUUGUGCAUGUAUGAGAAUUUAAUC